ACAUGAUCAGGAAGCUGGCGCUGUUUUCGUCUAACGAGACUAAAGAAGAUAUUAGCACCAACAAUCUCAAAUAUCUUUUGGUACCUUAUUACCUUGCGGAGUUGACAGAGAAAAUCAUACAGGACGACCGGAUUCCGAUUGUCAAAGCCUCGUAUGCAAAGUUGAAGGAGUUCUUUUCGUUCUGUGAGGCAAUGGAACUUGUUCCGGAUGAGGAGUUGGAGGCUUCUUCACGAGGAGGUUCUGGUGCACCUGCUGAUCGAAGGGCUCUGAAGAUAGCUCGGUUCAAACGUCAAAAGGCUGUAGAGGCAAAGCUUCUUGAAAUUAAAGAGAGAAAGGAACGACGUGGACGUUCCACUAAAGCAUCAGCUUUGUCGACUCCGGUUGAAUCUGGAGAAGAAGAUAUUCCAGAUGAUGACAGCGAAGAAGAGAGAGAGGUUUGUCCUACUUUUUGUUUAGCUGCGAAUAUGUUGAUCAUCUCUCUGUCUUCAAACUCCAACGCAGGUUUGUAAUGAGUUUGAAAUCCAAAGUGUAGACCAAACCUUCAAAGAAAUCCUUAGAGAGAAUAUGUUUCUCGUCACAAUAACCUCAACUAUCAUAUCUCAAAUAAUCGUGAUCGAGUUUGCCAGCAUUUUCAUUUCUUCUGUCAGGCUAGACUUGAAAAAAUGGGUGACGACAAGACUUUUGGG
Arabidopsis lyrata subsp. lyrata is the source of this 686-nucleotide messenger RNA. RefSeq names its product PP2A regulatory subunit TAP46. NCBI's taxonomy places the organism in Eukaryota, Viridiplantae, Streptophyta, Magnoliopsida, Brassicales, Brassicaceae. Gene Ontology annotation, biological process: regulation of signal transduction; regulation of dephosphorylation. Gene Ontology annotation, molecular function: protein phosphatase 2A binding. Gene Ontology annotation, cellular component: cytosol. The coding region runs from base 3 to 509 and encodes 168 amino acids. The record is from RefSeq and is a predicted model, not a curated record. The transcript has 5 exons.